Trichoplax adhaerens is the source of this 3321-nucleotide messenger RNA. RefSeq lists its product as uncharacterized. Gene Ontology annotation, cellular component: kinesin complex. Gene Ontology annotation, molecular function: protein binding. Bases 1 to 3321 code for a protein of 1106 amino acids. The transcript has a single exon. Lineage: Eukaryota; Metazoa; Placozoa; Uniplacotomia; Trichoplacea; Trichoplacidae. The record is from RefSeq and is a predicted model, not a curated record.
AUGUCGACAAGUGCUGUUGAUCUUGAUCGACUUCAAUAUCAUGUCUGCCUUCUUCUUAGUGCCAUAUAUUUACCGCAACGUGAAUACCUGAAGGCCAAACAAUUGACAGAAAAAGCACGAGGAAUAGGUGAGAAGCUAAAGGAUGAAAUGAUGAUAGCUGAAAGUUUACAUAGAUUUGGUGAUAUCAAGCAAGUAGAAGGAGAUUGGAAUGGGGCACUGAAUAGUUAUAUGAAAUCAAUUAAUAUAAAAUUAAGGUGCAUAGGAGAAUAUAAUUCGAGUGUCGCUAAUUCAUACGAGGAGAUAGGGAUUAUUUACUACGACCAAGGUAAUUAUGAAGAGGCUAUAUCUAUGUUAGAAAAGUCACUCAAAAUUAGAUUAUCAAUCUUUGGUUGCAAUCAUUCCGAUGUUGUCAAAUCAUAUAGCAAUAUAGGUGCUGCAUAUAGACGUCAAGGCAAGCAUGAAGAGGCUAUUUUGAUGUAUAAGAAGUCACUCAAAAUUGCAUUGUCAGUGUAUGGUCAUAAUAAUCUCGAUGUUGCCAAAUCAUGUAAUAAUCUAGGAAUUGUGUAUUUAGAUCAAGGCAAGCAUGAAGAGGCUAUUUCUAUGUAUGAAAAGUCACUUAAAAUUAGAUUAUCAGUCUUAGGUCGUUAUCAUCCCGAUGUUGCCAAAUCAUAUAAUAACCUAGGGAUUAUGUAUUAUAAUCAAGGCAAGCAUGAAGAGGCUCUUUCUAUGUAUGAGAAGUCACUCAAAAUUCAAUUAUCAGUCUUUGAUCAUAAUCAUCCCGAUGUUGCCAAAUCAUAUAAUAACAUGGGAUCUGUAUAUAGGCAUCAAGGCAAGCAUGAAGAGGCUAUUUUUAUGUAUGAGAAGUCACUCAAAAUUCAAUUAUCAGUCUAUAGUCCUAAUCAUCCUGAUGUUGCUAAAUCAUAUAACAAUCUAGGAAUUGUGUAUAAUGAUCAAGGCAAGCAUGAAGAGGCUAUUUCUAUGUACAAGAAGUCACUCAAAAUUCAAUUGUCAGUCUAUGGUCAUAAUCAUCUCGAUGUUUCUGCAUCAUAUAAUAACAUGGGAGAGGCAUAUUCUAAUCAAGGCAAGCAUGAGGAGGCUAUUUCUAUGUAUGAGAAGUCACUGAAAUUUCAAUUAUCAGUCUUUGAUCAUAGUCAUCCCGAUAUUAACAAAUCAUAUAACAACAUAGGAAAUGCAUAUUUUAAUCUAGGCAAGCUUGAGGAGGCUAUUUCUAUGUACAAGAAGUCACUCAAAAUUCAAUUAUCAGUCUUUGGUCAUAAUCAUCCCGAUGUUGCCAAAUUAUAUAACAACAUGGGAGCUGCACAUUCUAAUCAAGGCAAGCAUGAAGAGGCUAUUUCUAUGUAUAAGAAAUCACUCGAAAUUGCAAUAUCAGCCUAUGGUCAUAAUCAUCCCAAUGUUGCUUCGUCAUAUGACAACAUGGGAUCUGCAUUUAGACAUCAAGGCAAGCAUGAAGAGGCUAUUUCUAUGUAUGAAAAGUCACUUAAAAUUAGAUUAUCAGUCUUAGGUCGUUAUCAUCCCGAUGUUGCCAAAUCAUAUAACAAUCUAGGAAUUGCAUAUAAUGAUCAAGGCAAACAUGAAGAGGCUCUUUCUAUGUAUGAGAAGUCACUCAAAAUUCAAUUAUCAGUCUUUGAUCAUAAUCAUCCCGAUGUUGCCAAAUCAUAUAAUAACAUGGGAUCUGUAUAUAGGCAUCAAGGCAAGCAUGAAGAGGCUAUUUCUAUGUAUGAGAAGUCACUCAAAAUUCAAUUAUCAGCCUAUAGUCCUAAUCAUCCCGAUGUCGCUAUAUCAUAUAACAAUCUAGGAAUUGUGUAUAAUGAUCAAGGCAAGUAUGAAGAGGCUAUUUCUAUGUAUAAGAAGUCACUCAAAAUUCAAUUGUUAGUCUAUGAUCAUAAUCAUCCUGAUGUUGCCAAAUCAUAUAGCAACAUUGGAGAGGUAUAUUUUAAUCAAGGCAAGCAUGAGGAGGCUAUUUCUAUGUAUGAGAAGUCACUUGAAAUUACACUGUUAGAGUUUAAUCAUAAUCAUCCCGAUGUUUCUGCAUCAUAUAACAAUCUAGGAAAUGUGUAUGAUGAUCAAGGUAAGUAUGAAGAAGCUAUUUCUAUGUAUGAGAAGUCACUCAAAAUUAGAUUGUCAGUCUUUGGUCAUAAUCAUCCCGACGUUGCCAAAUCAUAUAACAAUCUAGGAAAUGUGUAUAAUAGUCAAGGCAAGCAUGAAGAGGCUAUUUCUAUGUAUGAGAAAUCAAUUAAAAUUAGAUUGUCAGUCUUUGGUCAUGAUCAUUCGGAUGUUGCUGGAUCAUAUAAUAACAUAGGAGCUGCAUAUUCUAAUCAAGGCAAACAUGGAGAGGCUAUUUCUAUGUAUAAGAAGUCGCUCAAAAUUCAAUUAUCAGUCUUUGGUUAUAAUCAUCCAGAUGUUGCCAAAUCAUAUAACAACAUGGGAACUGCAUAUUCUAAUCAAGGUAAGCAUGAAGAGGCUAUUUGUAUGUAUGAGAAGUCUCUCAAAUCUCAAUUGUCAGUAUUUGGUCAUAAUCAUCCCGAUACUGCCAAAUCAUAUAACAAUCUAGGAAAUGAGUAUUUAGAUCAAGGCAAGCACGAAGAGGCUAUUGCUUUGUAUGAGAAGUCACUCAAAAUUCAAUUAAUAAUCUUUGAUCAUAAUCAUCCCAAUGUCGCCAGAUCAUAUAACAAUAUGGGAGCUGCAUAUUCUAAUCAGGGCAAGCACGAAGAGGCUAUUUUUAUGUAUAAGAAGUCACUCAAAAUUCAAUUAUCGGUCUUUGGUCAUGAGCAUCCCGAUAUCGCCAAAUCAUAUAACAACAUAGGAGCUGCAUAUUCUAAUCAAGGAAAGCAUGAAGAGGCUAUUUCUAUGUACGAGAAGUCACUCAAAAUUAAAUUGUCAGUCUUUGAUUAUAAUCACCCUGAUGUUGCUGCAUCAUAUAACAACAUGGGCGCUGCAUAUUCUAAUCAAGGCAAGCAUGAAGAGGCUAUUUCUAUGUAUGAGAAAGCACUUAAAAUUAGAUUAUCAGUCUGCGGUCAUAAUCAUUCCGAUGUUGCUGGAUCAUGUAACAACAUGGGAGCUGCAUAUUCUAAUCAAGGUAAGCAUGAAGAGGCUAUUUCUAUGUAUGAGAAGUCUCUUAAAAUUCAAUUGUCAGUCUUUGGUCAUAAUCAUCCCGACAUUGCCAAAUCAUAUAACAACAUUGGAUCUGCAUAUAGACAUCAAGGUAAGCAUGAAGAGGCUAUUGCUUUGUAUGAAAAGUCACUCAAAAUUCAAUUAUCAGCCCUUGGUCACAAUCAUCCCGAUACUGCCAAAAUUAUAUAA